AUGGUAUGGAUCUACGGAGGAGCGUUCAUAACGGGCAGCGGCUCCGCCAGGAGCUACGGGCCGGACUUCCUGGUGGAACAAGGCGUCAUCCUCGUCACGCUCAACUACCGUCUCGGCGUCAUGGGCCUGCUGGGUCUGGAAGAUCCCGUGGCGCCAGGGAACAACGCGUUCAAGGACCAGGCGGCGGCGAUGCGCUGGGUGCAAGCCAACAUCCGGGCGAUGGGCGGAGACCCGGACAAGGUGACCAUCUUCGGGCAGAGCGCGGGCGGCUCCAGCGUCGAGCUGCACGUCUACUCCGCGCUGUCCAGAGGUCUGUUCAGGGCGGCCAUCUCGCAGAGCGGCUCUGCGAUCGGAGGAGGGCAAGGAGAGAUCAACAACCGCGAGACCGCUUUGUGCAUCGGCGCAGAGCUGGGACUGCAGACGGAGAACUCCACGGAGCUGCUGGCUUUCCUGCAGUCGGUGGACGCGCUGUCGCUGUAUAACACGAGCUGCGGCACCGCUUUCGGGAUGGCGGUGGAGCCGGAGGGGGAGGGGGCGUUCCUCACGACACAGACCGCCCACCUGGGCGCGUGGGCGCUCGCUGGCAACUACACGCACGUGCCGCUGGUGUCCGGCGUCACCUCCGGCGAGUACAACUACAUGGUGGGCGGAGACGUGCUGGACGAGGUUACGGUGAACCAGCUGAAUAACGAUUUCGAGGGUGCCAUCGACAUCCAGCUGCGGUUGCCGGAUGCGGAGUCGAAGCAGGCGGCCGCCGUGGUCAUCAGACCCUUCUACUUCGGCAACGUCUCCACCAUCACCGCCGACGACGCUGUGCCCUACGCCGCCAUGAUGACAGAUCUGAACAACGGUGAACCAGCGGACACUACGGUGCAUCUUAUCAGCUCCAGCAACACCUACCCCGUCUUCUACUACCAAUACGACUACUCCGGCAGCAGUCCAGACUUCGGUCUCCCUGAUAUUUAG
This is a messenger RNA of Schistocerca serialis cubense, 966 nucleotides long. Its product is annotated as esterase FE4-like. The transcript has 7 exons. NCBI's taxonomy places the organism in Eukaryota, Metazoa, Arthropoda, Insecta, Orthoptera, Acrididae. The record is from RefSeq and is a predicted model, not a curated record. The coding region runs from base 1 to 966 and encodes 321 amino acids.